This is a messenger RNA of Cladophialophora yegresii CBS 114405, 1704 nucleotides long. RefSeq lists its product as uncharacterized. Bases 1 to 1704 code for a protein of 567 amino acids. The transcript has a single exon. Gene Ontology annotation, cellular component: membrane. The record is from RefSeq and is a predicted model, not a curated record. NCBI's taxonomy places the organism in Eukaryota, Fungi, Ascomycota, Eurotiomycetes, Chaetothyriales, Herpotrichiellaceae.
AUGUCGAUGAGCAACACACCCACUCCAGAUGGCUCUGAACCAGGCACGCCUUCUUCGAGUGACAGCACCGUCGUAGCUUCUCCAUCUAGCUGGAAGGAAUCGCCUACACCGGUCGAUGAAUCGGGAGACCCGAUUGUCAAGCACUCGUACCUCGACGUUCCUUCCUUUCGUCCUUCCAUUGAUAGCACAAAUUCAGCACUCACCGAAUUGUCGUUCCACUCGAAUGAACUACAUAGCCCGCACCCUCUGGUCCAGAGUCUAUCCCACCAUGGCGCUGCCUCAAACCAGAAUCACCGGUCUACAACAUCCCGCUUCCGGGCGGCCUGGGACUCGUUCAUCGAGACGAACUACGGUGCAAUUCUAGUCUUGGCUUCGCAGGGCUUUGGCACCGGAAUGAAUAUUAGUACUCGACUGCUCGAAACACCUGGUUCCCAUGGCGAACCCAUGCACCCGUUUCAGAUCCUCUUCGUGCGACAAUCCUUCACCGCACUCAUCUGCACAGUUUAUGGCAUGUCCACCAAGAGAAUACCCGACUUCCCCUGGGGCCAACGCGGCGUCCGUCGGCUCCUUGUCUUCAGAGGUAUCACCGGCUUCCUCGGAGUGUUCGGCCUAUAUUUCAGUCUACUGUAUCUGCCGCUCAGUGAGGCGACGGUGCUGGGUUUCCUGACUCCAAUCCUGACCUGUUAUCUCUGCAGCUUUAUCAUCCCCGGUGAGACUUUCACCGGACAGCAGCAAUUGGCGGGAUUCGUCAGUCUCUUCGGUGUCUUCUUCAUUGCUCGACCAGCGUCUCUAUUUUCGCAGUCUACCUCGUCAACACAGCCUUCAGACGCGACAAUGUCUCCGCCCCCAUCGAACUCGACAGUGGCUGCUGACGGCCCUCAUCACAUUACUUCCGAGCAGCAUCUAGCGGCGGUCGGUCUUGCGAUGCUUGGGGUCGUUGGCGGCACUGGCGCCCUGACAUCAAUUCGUGUCAUAGGGGAACGGGCCCAUGCGUUCAUCAGCAUCAAUUACUUCAGCUGGUGGUGCAGUAUCGUGUCGCUCUUGUGCCUGCUUACCUUCAAAGAUGUCAAGUUCCGGCUACCAGGAAAUGGCAUGGAGUGGGGCCUACUCGCCAUGCUCGGCUGUUGUGGCUUCACCAUGCAAUUCCUACUCACCGCUGGCCUGGCAUACGGCGGCCGCAAGAACGACCAACCACCAGGCAAUAAAGUUGGGGAUCUCGAAAGCGACGGGCCAUCUCAUCUCGGACACAGCGGUCGUAGGAGACCGAGAGCCAGAGCAUCAGGUACUCGAGCCACAGCCAUGUGCUAUACGCAGAUGCUCUUCGCGCUGGCUGCCGACAAGUUUAUUUUCGGCAUCAGCCCAGACACGAUGAGCUGGAUAGGCAGCGUACUGAUCCUUGCUGGCGCCGUGUGGGUAGCUGCCGCGAAGGACACGGCUACGAAGGAUAAGAAGAACCAGGCCGGCAAGGGCAACGUAAGUCACCAUUCAGCUCUUGGAUUGUUAAGAAGAAAAGAAACUUCGGGACCAGAGGCUAGUCAUGAAGAGGUUGUAGGAUUGAUGAACGGUCACGAUGACGGAAACAAUGUUUAUGACGGACGCAGUAACGAAGCAGCCGAUGUUAUUCGACGAGAUGAACGACACGGGACAGGAUUAGACGGUGUGGAGAUGCAUGAACUACGACCAACAAUGAGCAGUGUGAGCUGA